AUGAAGAUUUCUAUUGCAAUGGUUGUCAUCAGCGUUAUAUUCAUGAAAAGAGGAGGCGCAAAAGGAGACAAAGGGGACCGUGGUCAACCAGGGGCAAAAGGCGAACCAGGAAUUGCAGCCAUCGUCGAUUAUGAGAGGGUGAAUGCCACAAUAAAUCGUUUUGUCGAAGCCGCUGUGGCUGCGGAAUUCAAAUCAUUAGAAGAACGUUUAUUUGUACAAAUAUACGAAACCAGGAGCGCUGUAAAAGCAGAAUCCUGCACUGGAUUCAUUUAUACCGAAUAUUGUUACUGGGUCAAGAUACAUUCAAUUAGAGAUAUAAACUAUGCAGAAGCCAAGACAAUAUGCUCGAGAAAUUCGGGAAAACCAGCAGAUAUUGUCAAUUCUCGACAUUACCAACUUGUGAAUAACCACAUUCGAUUGAACAUGCCUUCCUCAGUGUCAUACGUUAACGCAUGGUUAUCUAUGACCAUAAAUCCAUCGUCAGAAGCGGUUCGGUUUUCUGGCGGGAAUUCAGCAAAUAAUGUGAAAUACCAUCCAGAUUACCCAAAGUCAAUAGGCUAA
Styela clava is the source of this 561-nucleotide messenger RNA. Lineage: Eukaryota; Metazoa; Chordata; Ascidiacea; Stolidobranchia; Styelidae. The record is from RefSeq and is a predicted model, not a curated record.